CCCCGAUCCAACAGCUUCAACGGCGCAACACAACACCGCGAUAACAGCUUUCGACACGGCAUACCAUCGCUGGGCUACUCGGCCUGAAUACCCGGAUACAAGUUUUUCUGUAAUUCAUCUCCUGUACCUCUUCCUCUCGUCACAGUCGACCAUGGCAACCCCAGCAUCAAGCGGACUCAAGUUCAUGAGCAAUGCGCUCGCGACCCCCGAACAAUUGUCCAACUCGUCCUCCUCCAUCGACGGGGUCGCCCCCGACCUCGAGGCCUCAAUCCGCUUCGCCGGGGCCCUCCUCACGCAAGCAGCGGGGGUGUACCUCCGGCUAUCGCAGGACAUCAUCGCCCAGGCCAUUGUCACAUUCACGCGGUUCUGGAUCGGAUCCGAAGGAGGGAGUCUCCGGAUAUACAACGUGAAGGACGUCUCCGCCGCCGCCCUCUACCUCACAGCCAAACUCAGCUUCCAGCCGACCUCCCCGCGCUCGAUCCUCAACGUCUACGGCUUCCUCGUGUCCAAAGAAGCGUCCCCGCUGUGGUGCACGAACCCGAGCCCCAUCACCGAAAAACCACCGAACCCGGAGACCUACGUGCUCACGGAGGGACAAUACCAGGCGCAGCGGCUGGGGCUGAUGCGCAUGGAGGCGCUCAUCCUGCGGACGCUGGGGUUCAACACGCACGUCGCGCUGCCGCACACGGUCUCUCUGACGUAUCUGCAGACGCUCGGCGUGACGGCGCCGGCGGUGGCCCGGCGGGUGUUCGCGCACCUGAACGCGGCGCUCAUGUCGCCGCAGCUGCUGUACGUGACACACCAGCCCAAUGCGCUGGCGGUGGCGGCGAUCUACCUGGCGGCGCGGGAGGAAGGCGUCAAGCUGGUGAAUAGUGAGUGGUGGGAGGUGUUUGAUGUGGACCGCGAGGAGCUGGGGUUCCUGGUGGUGGCGAUGCGGAGUAUGGAGGGGUUUGCGACGGCGGAGUUGGAGAAGUGGAAGGGGAGGGCGGUGCCGAUGACGGUCGAGGAGGUCGAGGCGGAGAUCGAGCGGAGGCGGGCGGAGGGGGAGUGAAUUGAGGGGGCGAGCAGCGUGGUUUGAAGCUAGCAGUUUCUUCGAAGACUGAGAAAGAUACAGCUUGCUACUGGCUGACUUGGGGACUCGAGCCGAUUGCUGGAGAUCGGCGGAUAGCGGUCCAGCGUCCAAGCUCCAGGUCCGGGUCCGGGUUGCAAAGAACAAGAGUCCCCCGAGGGUCCUCACCUGGCCGGCUGGCGGCUGGGGAGAAGCCCUGCUAUCCGGCUGGGACCUAUUCGUGUCGCCGUAGCGGCGCUGCGAACCCGGGAGGUGGCGCUCUUGGGUCGGGGACGCACCAGCCUGAGAGGCAAUCGGACCUAGGACAGUAUUGUGUGAGUAGUGUAUG
Aspergillus aculeatinus CBS 121060 is the source of this 1397-nucleotide messenger RNA. Its product is annotated as putative cyclin. The transcript has 2 exons. Bases 152 to 1051 code for a protein of 299 amino acids. Gene Ontology annotation, molecular function: cyclin-dependent protein serine/threonine kinase regulator activity. Lineage: Eukaryota; Fungi; Ascomycota; Eurotiomycetes; Eurotiales; Aspergillaceae. Gene Ontology annotation, cellular component: nucleus. The record is from RefSeq and is a predicted model, not a curated record. Gene Ontology annotation, biological process: regulation of transcription by RNA polymerase II.